CGUCCGCAGACGCGCAUUAGUUGGGAAACGUAGUUGGGGGAAACGCUUCAUAAACAAGUUUAUUUAGUUUUUAUGUUUUUGUAAAUUGUGUUAACACAUUUAUCUGACUCGAAAGCAACGCGAAUCAGCUUUGUUUAACAUAUUUAAUAUUUCUUUGAUAUGAAAAGAAUUUAUGAGCCCGGGACGAACGCGCACGCCGCUAACUAGCUAGCUGUUGGUAAGCAAAGUUAGCAUGUUAGCUAGCUGACAGCGUUAGCCCAGGCGGUGUUAAGCUAUGGAUCCGUGGAGUGCUGCCGCGGAUGAAGUGGCUCUGGAGGGACUGGACGGGAUAACUAUUCCCUCUCUGUGGAUACGACUGGAGGAUAGACAGCCCAAGUUUCCCGUCAAGCUCGACGACGGCACCAAGGAGCUGCUCUGGGAGUCACUUAUCAGCAACACCGACCUGAAAUUUUACGAGCUCCCACAGGAGAGAGAUGAUGUUGUGCUGUCGGACAGGUUUAAGAACAUCGACCCAGAGACAGGCAUUGUAACAGCACAGAAGUUUUGUGACAGAAAGAAAGACGUCUACCCGGUCCAUAUUAUCCUAGAAAACAAGGAAGGGAUACAGGGCUCAUGUGCUUUCUUCACGGAGAGGAAAGACAUCACCAAGCAUGUCCGCUCCAAAUCCCUCACUGCAUUGAUCAAUCUGGGGGAGGCUUUGGAAAGAUACGGCCGAAAGCUUGUUGUGGUGGCGUCUCAGAUUUUGCGAUUCCGGACUCUGAUUGGUGGCGAGAGCGACCCUGAUUUAAAACUAACCGACGAGUCUUACUGUCUGUUGGAAAGAGUGGGCAGAGCGCGCUGGCAAGGCGAGCUACAGAGUGAUCUACACGGAUGCUCUUUCAAGACCGAUGCUCGAAAGUUGCACUACAUGAGGAAGUCUCUUGUCAAAAAUGGACUCAUCAGCAUGCAGUCUCAUGUCACACGAGUGAAGUCAGGACAGCAGCAACACUCGAUACUUCUGCUGCUCAAACGGUUCCACGUAAACAGGAGGACUAAGUAUGACCUACUGAUGGAGUAUGUGUCCAACCUUCUCCAGCAGUUACCUGGUCAAUUUGCCACUUUGAUGAUGCUCAAAGAACAUCUGAGAGUAAAUGAAGGCACUUACAAGCGUGUAAUUCAAUACAUGCGAGCUGCCAAGUUGGUCGAGUUUUGCCAGUACCCUCUGGAGGACUUAGAUCCCAGCGCUGGGCCCUGCACCAACAAAAAAGGCAAUAAAGUACUUGUGCGCUGCUUGAGACUGUUAAAGCCAUAUACAAAGAAGGGCGUCACUGAUGAUGACGACGAUGAUGAGGAUGAUGAAGAUGACACUGGAGCCAGAAGGAAAGCUUUUCCUCCAGAGGGGCGAAUCAUGGAGAAGGAUGUCUUGUCACAGGCCUAUCACAUUGUGUUAUCCUGUGGCACAACGGGAAUCCCCAAGUCUGGUAUUGGCUCUAGACUGAACAUUGGUAAACUUGAAUCUCGGAUGCUCUGCCGAAGAAUGGAUAGGGAAGGUUUAAUUAAGGGAUUCAUGGAGGAUGAGGGCCGGCAGAGGACUACAAAAUUUAUCAGCCAUAAGUGUGUCGGUGGGAGUGAUCAGCUCCAGCUGUUUGCACAGGAGCAGGAACGCCAGAAACUUCUCUACUCCUCUGCACCACAAACAUUAGAUACUGCACCUGCCACCCCUACAACACCAUCAUCCUCAACGUCUACAGCAACAGGAAACACCAGAACUCCUGCGGCAACAAAGACUGAAACAGCAGAUGGAGGAGGAGACGAAGAUGUCAAGGAAGAUGAGCAGACACGUGGUGUUAAAGAAGUCGAAAAAAGUGAGGAGGGGUUGGAUGGAGGCAGAGGAAAAGCAAGAAGAAAGUCAGGAGCAAGAAGGAAGUCAACAGGGAAGAAAGGUGGAGUGACAAAGAAGCAGACACAACCUGAUGCCCCCACAGUACAACCUACACCAGCUGAAUGUGAAACUCCAACAUGCAGUGAAUCCCAGACCACUGUGACACCUGACAUUCUCACAACAGAGCAAACAGCAACUGAGGAGGGAGAACAGUCCAACUUAACUGCUGCCGGCUCUUUGCCUCAGAGUGAGACAUCGACAGAUAACCCAGCAGAGACCAACAUUGUGGUUGUUAAAGAUGUUUGUCAGCAGCAGGACCCCAGUCGAGAAAACUCCAAGAGGUCUUCAGAAAGGUCUCAUGAGACGUACCGCCUGUUGAGGAGGAAGAACUUAAUCGUCGAGGCUGUCCGCAACUUCAAGAUCAUCGAGGGCCUUUUCCCGCUACAGAAGAUCAUCAAUGAUGAUGAGAAGCAGAGUGGAGUCAGCUCAAAGUGUUGCAAGAAAACUAUUUUACGUCUCGUCCACAGUCUGUGUAGAGAGGGCUUGCUGAAGAUAUACUCAACCACUGUCAUACAGGAUGGGAUCACCAAGAAGCUUGAGAUGGUCGCUCAUCCGUCCAUUCAGCCCAAUGAUGACAUAGUGCGCAGAGUUAUUGAGCAGGUUCGCUUCAAGAUCUCGAGCUCUUACACAGCUGUACGUCUGCAACACGCUGAAGAGAAAGCCAGACAACAAGAAAAACAGUCUGAGGAGGAAACCCCCAGCACUUCUAAGGGUCAAAAGAGCAAGGCUGACAAGAAGAGAUCGAGCAAUAAAGAUGACGAGUUCAAGCCUACGACAGUUCGAGGACUGGGUAAGAGUUUUGGCUUCCAGCCUAAGAUGCAUCGUCUGCGAGUUGUUCAUAACUUCCUCUGGUACGUGAUCUACGGACACCCGCUUAAACACGUGUCCACUGACCCUGACUCAUCCUGUGGAACGCCAGCAAGCCUACACAGCUCUGAUCCUGAAGCCAAACACCCAGACAACCAUGAAAACCAGGAUCUUAAAGACACACAAACCUUGACAAACACAGACGGACAAACACAGUCGUCUGAAAAAGCUGCCGCCGGCUCUGUAGACCCACAAACCGCAGAUUCUGCUGCCUCUAAAUUGGACCUGAUAUCAGGUGAUGAAGAGGAGGAGCAGAAAGAUGAAUCUGGCAUGAGAGUGUAUGCUGACGAAGAGUCAUGGAAGAAAUUCAUUCCUCCUGUCCGUGUACACAAAGAGUUUAGCAGUGGCUGGGCGAUGGUGGGUGACCUGCUCCUCUGUCUGCCUCUCUCCAUCUUCGUUCAGGUCAUACAAAUCAACUAUAAGGUGGAUGGACUGGAGGAAUAUCUCAACGACCCUGUGAAGCAACAUCAUCUUGUUAGAGCACUGCCCGCCAGAAUGAGAAGACAACUGCUUUACAGACGGAAAUACCUGUUCUCAUUUCAUGAGAACCUGCAGAAGUUGGUCUACAUGGGUCUGCUGCAGUUUGGUCCCUUGGAGAAGUUCAUGGAGAAAGACCAGGUGUUUGUGUACCUGAGGCGUAACACUACCAUUGUUGACACCACCAGUGCUGAGCCUCACUACUGGCUGGUCACAGAGUCACCGGACAAACUCUUUGACAGGCGCCAGUACACGUUUAACUCUGCUGAGGAUGUUGAAAACUACUGGUUUGACCUGAUGUGUGUCUGCCUCAAUACACCACUGGGGGUAAUCCGCAAUAAGAGAAAUGUCACUGACAAUGACACUGCUCCUUCUUUUGUGCACGAGCGCAACGUGUUCGUAGGACUGGCGUACCUGCUGAAGGGCAGUCGUGAAGUGAAUGAUGACGGGUCAAUACCAGGAGACGGUAAAGGAGCAGGAGGUCUGCAUUCUGAAUUUUUCGCUCAUCUUAAACGCAACUGGUUGUGGACCAAUCACCUACUUUCUGUCAAAACGGACCCAACUGGUUUGGAAGCAAAGGAAAACAAAAUCAGACUGAAGAGUUUGCUGAGUAAAAACGCUCUCAGGAUCGCUCUUAAAGCCGGAGGAUCCACCGCACCUCGUUACCUGACCACCAAACGACCACUGGUGGCAGAAAAUGUUGAGGUGGCCAUAGAACCUGCUACCAGAAACCAGCAGGUAGUCGGUGGAAAGAAACAGAAGAGGAAAAGAAGCAAAAAGGAGGUUGUCAAGGUCGCACGCAAGAAGAAGAAAGAGCCAAGGAAACGCGGCCCUGCCCACGAUGAGGCGGACCACCGGGCUUUGAAAAUGAUGACCAGACAACGAGUCUAUUGGUCUAUACAGGAAGACUCACUGAUGAUGCUCUGCAGUGUGGCCUCGCACCUGCUCAACAGCAAGUUAAAAAGGCCUUUUGUACCUUACUGUGGGGUGAGGGACCUGCUCCACGCGGAGUUUGAGAUAUCAAUGGAUAAAACAUCUGUUGCUGUCGGGCGUCGCACACGAUACAUCCUCAAGAAUCCUCAGACGCUUCUGAACUACAGGAUCUGUCUGGCUGAGGUGUACCAGGAUAAAAGUCUGAUGAGACUGUUGGAGGAAAAAAAACCUCAAGAUCCUGAUAAACCAGAGGAUUGUGCUGUAGCUUUCUUGGAGUAUGCCAAGCUUCUGAGACAGAAGUUCAGCACUGUGAUGAACCCUCAUGAUAUGAUCAUGCCUGACACGAAACAGCAGCUCUUCUCACGGUUUAAGGUUUCCACAAUAGAAAGUCGAAAGCAGGUGUCAAGCAAAGAUGUUCUCACCUGCACGGACGACAUUCACGCCAUAGUGUUGCAUAACUUGAUCCAGAGCACUCUGGCCAUGACCAACAGUCAGAUGAAGUCCUCCAGAUCCUUUCAGACCUUCCACAUAUACUGUAAGUAUAACCAGGAGCUGCUGUGCCAAGUGUUCAUACAGUGCAGGAAGAGGGGUCUGGUCAACCGACGUCGGAUCAAUCAGUCGUUUGGGCCGAAGAAAAACCGAGCGUUGCCCAUCCUGCCCAUGUCCUACCAGCUGUCCCAGUCCUAUUACAGGUGUUUUUCCUGGCGCUUUCCUCACUCGCUCUGCACUGAUUCAUUCCGCUUUUUGAGGAGUCUAAUUAACAAUGGGACAAGAGAUGACAGAUCUAUUACUGCGUUUUACCAUGAAACUGAAAACAGGCUAGAGAAUGAGGAGGAAGCAUUAGAGAGACCGACAGGGUCAAAAAGAAAAGAAAAACAAAGCAGAGGAAAGAAUGAUGGUGAUGGUGCACCACAAAGUAAUCUAGAGGCACAACCAGAGGAGGUAAACAUUGAGUCAUCAAAGGAAGGAGAGAUCGACCAAAGGCAAGUGGAAGGAGAGGAAAAGUUGAUGGAGGUGGAUGUGAACAAAUCAGAUGAACAGAAAACCCCAGAAAAUUGCCUUACAGCUGCCUCUGGUGGAGAUCCAUCCAGUGGAGAGCAGACAGACGAUCAUCUGCCUGAAGAGGGGCCAUCAGGAGUGGCUGCAGCCUCAAACACAGCAGCUCAGGUCUCAGAUGAUCCUCCAGAUCUGUCGGGCAUGCUGCAGUUCUCUCUGGACUCCCCAGGUGGAGCCUGUGUGGUCUCUCUCAGCCUGAUGUCUCUGGGACUGCUGAGUGUGCAUGUGUCCAUACCAAAGCAGAUGGUGGUGGUGGACAGCAAUCUCGUGGACAACGAUGUAGUCAAGAGUAUGGCAGCAUUGGAGGAAGAGGAUGAUGAUGAUGAUGACGGUGACGAGUGUGAGGGGAGAAAGAAGCUGGAGGUGAAGGCACAUCAAGCUUCACACACCAACUACCUGAUGAUGCGAGGAUACUGCUGUCCAGGCAUAGUCAAACUACGUAACCUCAACAUCAAUGAUAACAUUGUGGUGGAGUCAUGUAUUAUGAAGCUGCAGCUACGCAGCACACCUGCUCACCACUUGUUCAGUAUGGAGAACUCUCCACCACCGGACUUCACUAAAUGUGGUCCUUCUCUGCUGCCGUCCAUGCUCACCUGCUCAUUCCGUCCCUCCUCUUCUUCACCCAGUGUGGAGCAGUGUGACAGGUGUUUGGUAGAGCAAAGAGGAUACACUCCUCAGGACAUAGAAGCAUGUGCUCAGCUCAGGAGGAGCUUAGACAAAGCUGGGGAGACUGGCUUGGAUGUACAUGAACUUUACGAGGCUCUCGCACAACAGGAGGAGCCACAGUGUGGACGCACCAGGAGCAUGCAGCAGUACAUGAAGGAGUUACAAGAAGAAGGCCAGGUGUUAAAAGUUGGCGGUCUGGGCGUCCGUUGGGUGCUCAUGCAGCACGCUGACCCGUGGCUGCUGACUGUAAACUCCAAACAGUGGUCCCAGUCACGCCUCAAAUCUGACAAACUCCCCUUCUUGGAGAAUGAGCACAACAUCCCCUUCAUGCGAAAGAGAUGCAGACGAGAAACCCGACAGGAGACAGAGGAGCCACCAGCUAAAAAACCUGCCGUGGACAGACAAGAGAGCAAAGACAGAGUGGAUGCGGAGGGAUUGCCAAGCAACGUGACGAACGAGGGAGAACAGCUGGAAAAGCAGAAAGAGAGGGAAGAUGAGGAAAGUGGAGACAAACAGUUAAACUUGAGAGAAGAUGAGGGAGCAGAGCAGACAAGAGAGGAGGAGGCAGGACAAGAUAAGAUAGAAACAGAGGAGAGACAGGAAGAACAGACAGAGCAGAGAGCAAGAGGGGACAGUACAGACGCUGAAAGAGCUGAAGAAGCAUGUUCUCCCCAGGCAGGAUUAACUGAUGUUGAUGUUGAUGAAAAUGUGAGUUUUAUCAGCCGGCCGUGGCGCAUGGUGGACGGUAAGCUGAACCGGCAGGUGUGCAAAGGCAUGCUAGAAGCCUUGCUUUACCACAUCAUGUACCAACCUGGACUCACACAGCAGACGCUGGUGGAACAUUACAAAGAUGUGCUGCAGCCAUUGGCAGUGCUGGACCUCGUGCAGGCACUUAUAGACAUGGGCUGUGUGACCAAAAAAACUCUGGUUAAAGGUCCUAAGCCCACACUGUUUGGUCACACUGUGCACCAGACAAAAAGUGAGACAGGAGUGAAGACUGAGGAUCCAGACACAGUGUUUUAUGAGCCAACCAUCAGCUGCUGCCUGCGGCUCAGUCAGGUGUUACCCAACGAACGUCACUGGAACAACUGUUUACCAUGAAAGUGUUCGUCUGCCUCACUUGACCUGCACUUGGCCUUAACCUGGCUUCUCCUGGCAUCACAUUAGGUACAUAAGGCUUUUGAAGUUUAAGCCUCAAGAAGCUCAGUAGUCAGACUCUUUUCUGAUACUUAAAUAAUGUAAUUUUAAAAAACGUUUCAUGUCAUCAAUUCUGGUUUUACAGAAGAGGGAUUUCUUUGUUUGUUUGGUUUAUUGUAUUCCAAAUUAAUAAAAAUGCAUCACAUGACAUUCUUGACUUAAGUUUGUGUCGCAGCAAAGUGUUGCUGAAUUCAGGAGGAACUGGGACUCAGGAGGAGCAAUGUGAAUUUCUUUGUGGCAGGGUGUAAUUUGAUGAGAUGGGCCCCAGGUUUUUACUGGAAGGCUUUGAAAGAUGUCAGUCUGCCAAACAUGAUCUCAGAGGGCAUUGAGCUCCACCAAGGUUAUGCAGUGUCACUGAUUCCCAUCCUGUAUUUUCAUGGACAAACAUCCCUUGCGUGCAGCCAACCUGGAGCUGUUUGCAGCCCAGUGUAGUGUAGGAUGGGAUUCAGGCCAUUGAAUUCUGAAGAAAUAAAACUCAUUAGCAUCAUUAGCAACAUUAGCAUUAACUGCUGUUCACUUACCAAGAGAUUCAGCAGUCAUUGUGUUUACAAAACACAAGGUUAGAAUAUGACCUCUGGGCAGCCUGGACGCUACAGCGACUCACUAUCACAAAGUAUUAUGAGACAGAAAGGGCUGGGGCUAGCUGGUUAGCAUGCUAACUUCAGUAGAAGAAAAGAAGUGAUAGAAAUAGAAACAAAACAAAAGUUAACAUUGCUGAAGACAGCUUUUGGUGAGUAAAGGACAGGAGUUUGCUGCUCAACUGGCAACGUUUCCUCUAGACUUAAGUAUCUGUCUUAUCUGUAUCUGUAUUGGCUAUGCAGGGCUAGCAAAAAUGCACAUAUUGCACAAGGGAACUUGUGGAGUUUUCUUUGAAACAAGUACAUUCACUGUUUCUCACCAAAAUGCAUUGUGGGUAUCUUUUAGGCCUAGUAACACAUUGAGUACAUAUGUUUACCGCUUAAAGAAUUUGCAAAGCUGUUUCUUUAUUCUAUGUCUUGAAACUUAUACUGUUGACAUUAAUGUUUGCUAGCUGGCAGUCUUCUUUUUUCAUGCAGGUCUCUGUGUUUCUUGACAUGAGAUUAACUUGUUAAUCAGCAGAGUAGCAUGAUUCUUCCAGCAUCUUGUCAACUGUCACAAGAUGCAAACAAAUCGGGGACUGAUUCAUCAAAACGUUGCUCCAUAGUGCUACUUCUAGUCAAAAAAGCCACGGGAUACCUCUGAAGGAGUAGCACUGACUGGGAUGUGGGCAUUGUUUCAGACUUUAAUUGUGAGGAGUACCAGUACAAGGAGAGUACCUUAUGUACUAAACCUAACUUGUAUGGAAGUGUCUGUCUUU
Molecule: messenger RNA, 8453 nt
Organism: Lates calcarifer (barramundi perch)
Lineage: Eukaryota; Metazoa; Chordata; Actinopteri; Centropomidae
Product: general transcription factor 3C polypeptide 1
Biological process (GO): 5S class rRNA transcription by RNA polymerase III; transcription initiation at RNA polymerase III promoter
Cellular component (GO): transcription factor TFIIIC complex
Molecular function (GO): DNA binding
Source: RefSeq, a predicted model, not a curated record